UUUAACUAAUUAAUUAAUAUUUAUUAAAUUAAAUAUUCAGUAAGUGGUAUGUAUACGCGUAUAAAUUAUAGUACAUAGUACAUACAUUUUGUAACUGUCUCCGGACAGUUAAUUGAUUAUCAUUUUUCAGGGCGGCAGUUAUGGCCCCCGUUUAUCUCCUUCUCCCUGUGAUUGCACCGUAUGAAAAUAGCAGCAGUUUUGUGUUAUGUAAUCGUGUGGCUUUUGUUCCCCUCUCAUCAUAUCUUCUCGGUUGUUUUCUCCUCCACGAAUUAGCUAUGACAUCGCAAGAGGAUGCAUCAGGUUCGCAGUUUGUUCCACACGUUGAGAGUUCUGAAUCUGAAAAAUCAUCUCAUGUAUCUCAUAAUGAAAGUUCCGAAUCAGAUGAUGAUUCAGAAGAGGAUGUUGAGCAACAUAUUAAUUCAGAAGAGUUUGACGCUGUGUGUCAUGUUGCUCCAAGCGGGGAAAAAUUCUGGACUCCUAAAUGUGAUGAUAGUAAGAGACCUCGAGUUAAUCAACACUUCCCUACAAUAGAAGAUGCAUUUUUAUUUUAUAAGGAGUAUGGGCGCAGCUGUGGUUUUGAUGUUCGUAAAUCAUCGAAAAAACCUAAUAGUCGUGGCAAUUUGUAUGCUAAACAUAUUCAAUGCAGUCAUGGCGGUGGGCCUGGUAAAAAGUCAGUGAUGGUUUUUGACGAUGCUGGUGUUGAGGGAUCACGUAGGAGGACAACAUCACAAAGAUGUUAUUGCAAAGCAAAAAUAAUUAUGAAGCCAGCUGGUGUUAGAGGCUUCGUGAUAAUGAGUUUUGUCGAAGAACAUAAUCAUCCAUUCGCAUAUGGACCUGCUAGAAUGUUUCUACGAUGUAAUAGAAAUUUGUCUAUUUCAUACCAGAAUUUCAUAAUGGAUUGUUCUAGAGCUAAAAUCGGCGCAACACGAGCGCACAGUUUAAUGAAAGAGAUGAUGGGAUCAUACCAAGAUAUCGGUGCCACUACUGCUGAUUUCAAGAAUUUUGCAAGGGAUGUAAAAGUUCGUAUUGGAGACCAUGACACGGACAUGCUUUUAGGCAAAUUCAAGGACAUGAAAGAGUCACCUAAAAAAACUUUUUACUAUGAUUACAAAGUAGAUCGGAAGGGGCAUCUUACUGGUCUUUUCUGGACCGACGCAAUUGGCCAAGCUAAUUAUGAUGUAUUUGGUGACAUAGUAUCUUUUGACCCUACGUUUCGCACUAACAAGUACAACAUGGUGUUUGUACCAUUUACAGGAGUCAAUAACCAUUGGAAGAAUGUUACAUUUGCUGCCGGUCUUUUAGCCAAAGAAAAUUAUAAAAACUUCAAAUGGCUUAUUCUAACAUUCAAGAAAGCAAUGGGUCGAGCUCCAUCAUGCGUUAUUACAGACCAAUGUCCAGCCAUUAAGAAAGCAUUGGAUAAAUGGUGGGAUUCUACAAAACAUCGUUUUUGUAUGUGGCAUAUAAUGAAUAAGUUGCCAUUGAAGGUUGGCCCUAAACUCGCUUCCAACAAAAAGUUUGUUAAUAAGUUGAAAGCAGCUGUUUAUUCUGACCACCUUAGUCCAACUGAAUUUGAGGAAUCUUGGAAAGCUGUCAUCGCUGAAUUUAAGCUAGAGUCUAAUACCUGGUUGACUGAAAUGUAUGACAUGCGGUCUGAAUGGAUUCCCGCAUUUUUUUCUGAUAUUGAAAUGGCAGGGUUACUCAGAACUACUUCAAGAUCCGAAAGUUCUAAUUUCUUUUUUCAAAACUUCCAUGAAAGUGGCGACACGCUAGUUGAGUUUUACUCUAGUUUUGAAAGUGCAAUGGAUAAGCAGCGUAUGAGAAAUGCGGAAGACGAGAGGAGAUCUCAUAAAAUUUCUUUGCUUGACACAACAAUGAGCAUCGAGGUUGAUGCAUCUAAAUUGUACACACUGGAACUUUUCUAUUUGGUGCGAGAGGAGAUUAAAUCAGGAUGUUGUCACACUAUUAUGGAUGAGAUGACUCGUGACGAUGAUUCUUCUAAAUUCAGAUUUAAAGAUGAACUACUGAACGACCAUGUUUUUGAGGUUUCUGUCAGGCAUAGUGAUAAUUAUGUGACUUGCAGCUGCAAUUUUUUCUUCCAAAAGGGUUAUUUAUGCAGGCAUGCUUUCGCGGCACUUCACCAAUGUCGCGUCAAGGAGAUUCCUCGCGUGUUUGUUAAGCCAAGAUGGACGAAAGAUGCUAUAAAAAAUCACUCCUUCCUUGCCUCUGCAGAAGUAAGCUCUGUACGUGAUAGCCAUAAAAGGAUGAAGCUUAAGCGGACAAGGGCCUGGUUUGAAUUCAAUAAUUACAUGAAUCAAGUUGGCGAAGACGAGGACAAGCUUGAUUUGGUUCUCAACGGUUUGCACUCAAUUAACUCUAUCCUGAAUGAAAAGGAUGGGCCUCCUGUUGAAACACUAAACUCCCACAGAGCAGAUAAAUUCAUUGGCCAUGUCCCCGAAUCUGAAGUCUCGGUUUUGAAUCCUAAUGUAAGUAGGAACAAAGGUUGCGGAAGCCGUAUAAAGAGUAGCCGUGAAAUUUCAAUGGGUUCACAAAAGAAAAGGAGGUGUAGCAACUGCAAUAGACUGGAGAGCCACAAUGCGCGUACUUGUCCUGAGCCAAAAAAAACAUCGGUGACACAGAACAUUGAGUGAAGAAGAUGUUACAUUUCUUACUACGUCUUGAACCAUUAUGCAAGUUUAGACUUUUAGUCUUUCAUUCCAUGUUUAUUGUAUCUUCUGAACACAACUAGUUAUCCAAAUCAACUGAUCAUUAUUUGGAUUCUGUACUUGGUAGAUACAUAAUUCAUUAUCCCUUGUUUUGGCUC
Messenger RNA from Daucus carota subsp. sativus, 2821 nucleotides. RefSeq names its product protein FAR-RED IMPAIRED RESPONSE 1-like. The record is from RefSeq and is a predicted model, not a curated record. Lineage: Eukaryota; Viridiplantae; Streptophyta; Magnoliopsida; Apiales; Apiaceae. Gene Ontology annotation, biological process: regulation of DNA-templated transcription. The transcript is spliced from 5 exons. Gene Ontology annotation, molecular function: zinc ion binding. The coding region runs from base 141 to 2648 and encodes 835 amino acids.